UCGAACAAUACAGAUGCUUUUAUUGACCAAAAGUGUUGAUGGUACAUAUGGUGUUUUAAUGUUUUUAUUCAUAUUGACCAAUGGUCCAAUGAAUGCAUAUUUAACAAUGAUUAUUUCAAUCAGAACAAUUUCAUUUGCUGAACGAUUAUUACAACAAGCAACUGCUAUUAAUCAAUGGUCAUAUAUAUUUGUAUUUCAUUAUAUUGCUAUUCGUUUUGGUCAUUAUUUACAUUUACCAUCUAAAUAUUUAAUUAAUCAUUAUUAUGAAUAUUCAUAUUUAAAUCGUAAAAUAAAUUUUCGUGAUCGUUUACAAUUUUCUGUUUGGUUGGAAAAAUUUCAUACAAAAAAACGUUAUGGUUUAACAUAUGGUCGUACUAAUCUGAUUACAAUGGCUACAUUUUUUCAAUUUAUUUUAUUCUAUGCCAAAUUUAUGAUGAUUUCAUACAAAUUAAUGGAUAAAUAAGUUUGGUUUAUUUAUAUUGGGUCAUUUGCACUUUAUCUAAAUUAAUGGAAAUGGAAUA
Messenger RNA from Dermatophagoides pteronyssinus (European house dust mite), 521 nucleotides. RefSeq lists its product as uncharacterized. The record is from RefSeq and is a predicted model, not a curated record. NCBI's taxonomy places the organism in Eukaryota, Metazoa, Arthropoda, Arachnida, Sarcoptiformes, Pyroglyphidae.